AUGGCCACCUAUGGGAAAGGAUCUCAAUUAGCACCACAAAGUAGUGAUUCAGGAAACCAAAAUGCUAAAAAAAGAUCGAAAGGCAAAACUGUCAACUUAGAUGAUGGAAACAAUGUCAGGACUGCAAAGUGUAUUGUAUUUGAUAAAGAGGAGGACGAGAGGCUAGUCAGUGCAUGGCUGAUUCACUCGAAUGACCCAAUCAAUGGGAAAUGCAAGAAAAAUGAGAGCUACUGGGGUGAUGUACAUGAAUUAUACAAUAGCACUACACCUACAAACCAAAGAAGAGAUGACCAGCUAAGAGACAUGGCUAAGCAGUUUUAUUUGGAUGACUAUCCUAAGGAAGGCCCAUUCACAGUUUUACACUGCUGGAAGGUUCUUCGUGAUGAACCCAAGUGGCAUGUAGUCUUGGAAGAACUUGAAAAACCAAAUAGAAGGAAUUUGGAUGGUGAAGAUGAGGCAAUUGACAUCUCAGGGACGCCAAAAGGUGUAGGAGAAAAGGAACGGUCCUAUAGGGACAAAACAAGCUAA
Molecule: messenger RNA, 528 nt
Organism: Miscanthus lutarioriparius
Lineage: Eukaryota; Viridiplantae; Streptophyta; Magnoliopsida; Poales; Poaceae
Source: the annotation of a GenBank genome assembly